Messenger RNA from Spodoptera exigua (beet armyworm), 3990 nucleotides. The record is from the annotation of a GenBank genome assembly. Lineage: Eukaryota; Metazoa; Arthropoda; Insecta; Lepidoptera; Noctuidae.
UAUUUUAAAAUAUUUUCAAUGUGCAUUUCCUUAAUUCUUCGGUAUACAUUUGUAUAGUAAAGAAUACGAUGGCAGACAUUAAAGCUUUACUGAAAGAGGCAAGAAAACUAAUAGAUGAGAAAAACUUUAAAGAAGCUCAAGAAUGUUGCAAAAAUAUUUUAAGAAAAGACAAGCAAAAUUAUUUUGGUCUAAUCCUACUUGGAAAGUCUCUUCAAGAUUCUGAUCAGGCACCACUAGCCUACCAAAAGGCUAUAGCAAGUAAACCAGAUCACCCUCUUGCAUGGCAAGGCCUUGCCAAUUACUAUGAAAGAAUAGAAAAUGAUACAAACAAAAGCAAAUUAAUUACUGUUUACAAUGAAAUGUUAAAUUUGCAAAUGGAAGAAGAAAAGUUCACUGAAAUAAUUACCAAACUUGGACAGCUAGGUUGUGCUCUAAGAAGCAAGGAGUGUCUAAAAAUGCUGGCGACAUAUUUAACAAAAGAUCUUCCAAACACAUUAUUUCAAACUGCUGAAAAACAAUUUAUUGAUCUCUUGAAAGCUGAUAUACCUAGUGAUGAAGAAGCUAUACCAAUCAUCCUGAAUGUUUUGCAGAAAAUAUACAAAGAUGAUCCUCGAGAUUCUCUAGAAAUUUUACAAUGCAAACUAAUCAUUCAGAAACCCGACUUAGCUUCAGCUGUUGAAGAAAUAAUUAAUUUGAGUUUCUUUCCUUCAAAUGUACUUUUAAGGGAAUGGCUCUGCAAACAGCUAUGUAUUAAGUAUGUGGAGAAAAUGUCAUUUUGUGAGUUGAAUAUUGAAAAACACAUUGAUUCAAUUAGUGAAGGCAUCAUGAACUCUAAAUAUCCAAGUCUUCUCAGGAGUAUGAUAUGCUAUGACAAGGGUUUAUACCUUGAAGCCUACAAACAAUGUGUUCCACUUGUAAAUUAUCAAGAAGCAGAUGUUACUGAAGCCACCUUUAUAAUAAAAUGUACAAUCAUGCUCAAAAAAUGGUCUGUCACACAGAAACUGGCAACCAACUUUAUAACUAAAGUAAAAGAUCAACAAUUUGCAGUAGCUCUCAAAAGAUUUCUAUUUUUAUCCUUAACCAAACAGCAAAAAUGGUUGCAAGCAAUAAACACUGUCAAAGAAAUAGGUAUUGAUUCUAUGGAACCAAUAGAGUUGGCCAGUCUUGCUGAAUGUUAUAUUGAGGCAAAUGAACCAGCGGACCAUAUUCUGAAACAUUUAGAAACAACUGAUUAUUAUAAGCAGUUACAGGCUCUGUUACUCCAUAAACAGAAUAAAUAUGAUGAAGUCAUAAAACUAUUGGAAGGUUCAGAAAAUUCAAUUGAGGUAUAUUAUUUGGGUAAAGCAUAUUGGGAAAUAAAACAAUACGAUAAAUGCUUGAUGAGUCUACUGAAAGCCGCAAAACUAAAUCCUGACCAUGCUGAUACAUUUUUGUAUUUAGGUCAUUUCUACUAUUACCAUAAAUCUGACUUACAGAAAGCUAAAAAAUGUUAUGAAAAAGCUCAUAGUCUAAAUGCAAUUAGUAUGAAUAUUGCUAAAAGUCUCAGUGAAAUUUAUGUUAAACUACAGCAAAAGGAUGCAGAUUUUGAACUAUUGAUUGGAUUUGCAAAGAAUAUUUCUACUACUGAGUCAUGGGUUAGUUUCAGAUUGGGUCUGCAUUAUUUAAACAAGAGAGAGUGGGAAAAUGCAAUUUUAAAUUUCAGAAACGUAAUUAAAACUAACCAAAGUGAUACAACUGCUUUUGAAUGCCUGGCAGAUGCAUAUUAUUCUCGAGGAUCUUAUACUUCUGCAUUGAGGGCUUAUAACAGAGUAAUGACUUUGGAUCCAAGUAAAUCAGCACACUGUCUCACAAGAAUUGGUCACAUAUAUUCUUUGCUCACACAAUAUCAGGAAGCUAUAUCAACCUUUGAAAAAGUAUUCACUAUUGAACCCUACUCUUUCUUAGCUCUCAAAGGGAUUUCUGAAACAUGGAUGAGAGUUGCUAAAAAGAAAAUUGAAGCAAACAUGUAUGGCAGUGCCAGAGACUGUGCACAGCAUGCAAUAGACUACAUAACUAAAGCAUUAUCUAAGCAAAAUCAGUAUUUAUGCUUUUGGAAAUUGUUAGCAGACAAUUUGAUGUUUAUUACUAAAUUACCUGAUAAAUAUUCAUUUGUCUAUAUGCCUCAACUAUCAAAGGAAGGUGGAGCAAGUUUCGAAAUUACAAAGAAAACAAAACUUGAAAUUUUUCCCCAAGCAAUUGCUUGCUACUCGCAUAUUGCUAAGCAAAAGCAGCAAGUGUCAUCAUACGAUCUAGCACUAUCCUAUUUGACUUUCUAUCAUGAAACUAAAAAAGUGGUUAAUUGUCACAUAGCUUUUAACUUAACUUUAAACUGUAUAAAAGAGGGACCCACGGUAUGGCGCAACUGGAAUUUACUGGGAAAAAUAUGCUUAGCUAUCAAAAAGUACGAAAUUGCUCAACACUGCUUCAUUAAAGCCCUCUCGGUGACUCGGAAAUGGUCAGUCGCUAAAAUAUGGUGUAAUUUAGGAACACUGUAUUUGAAAUUGAGUCUUUAUAAGUUGUCAAACUAUUGCUUUUCUCGAGGACAGUCCGCAUUACCAUCUCACCCACAUAGCUGGAUUGGACAAGGAUUAAUUGCAGAAGCAAUUCGUGAAGAAGAAGCCAUGGAUUUAUUCAGACAUGCUUCUCGCCUAGGAUAUCAUCCAGAGAGUGCACUUGGGUAUGCAGACUGGGUGUGUAGAACUUUGAAAAAUAACAAAUACAAAGGAAACUCAGAGUCGAAAUAUGAAAUAGAGGGUCUUUUUGCAAUACCAUAUGCUAUAGACUUGGUGGAAUGGUAUUGCAACUUUGAACCUACUAAUGCAUGUGCUUAUAACAUAUUGGGUAUUCUACAAGAAAGGUUUGGGUUGCUUCGUUCUGCUAUUCAAUCAUACGAAAAGGCAUUUAAAUAUGCAGAAGAGGAAAACAAGAACAAGGUACUUCUUAACAUAGGAAGAAUUUUUGUUAGGAUGGAAAAAUAUGAUGAGGCAAUAAAAAUAUAUAAAGCAAUAACUGAAGCUAGUUUUGACUCUACAACUGGAUUAGCCUUAGCACUGUAUAAAAAAGGCUUGUAUGAGGAAUCUUACUCUGUUUAUGAUACAGCACUGCACUGGUUGAGUAAUGAAGAUGAUGAGAAGGCUGAUCUUUUGGUAGCCAUGGCUGGUAUCGUAUACAUGUAUAAGGGUGCUGAUGACGCUAAGACGCUCUUAUUCCAUAGUAUACAAAUAGCUCAGAAGAAGCCAACAGCACACAGCUUAUUUGCAAUAUGCUCUUUGGGCUUAAUACAUUCAGACCAAAGUUUGUCAAAGUUGGCUUUGGGCGAACUACGUAAAUAUGAAAUGGAAAGUGAUUACGGGUUUGACAUAGGUUUUUUGAAAUCCUAUCUUUCUGUAUGUGAAGACAACAUGGAACAGGCCAUUAAGUUAUUAAGCGAUUGUCUUCAUGAUCAUCCUAGUAAUGCUCUUCUAUGGUUUUGUAUGGCCCAGUAUUGUCUGAGGUCUACUGAUACAAUGGCAAAAGUUGCUAGCUGUUGUGCGCAGAAAGCCUUAUGCUCUGCCCAUUAUGGUGAAUACGACUGCGAUUUCGGGAAAAUUCUUGCCUCUGCCAGUAUUGCUGAACACAUAGCUGGAGAUCGUGUUAAGGCUAUGUUAUUAGCAAAACAAGGUCUUCAUAAGUACCCCAACCAGCCAGAAAUAUGGGCGGCUCUGUUGUUUUCACUUUUGUCCCACAACACUUGGAAGGAAAAUAAAACAUGGCUUUUGGGGGCAUCAGGAUAUAUGCGCAAAUAUUUGAAUAUGUCUCGAUCUCUUGGAAGAUGGGUAAAUCUUAUGGAAAAAAAAUUGGGCAAAACUUUAUAGGUUUUCAAAUGGGUAUAUUAAAUAUUAUCUCUCAUAUAAUCACAUGAGUCGCCUUAGUUAUAGUUGAAAAAAUAACAAAACAUAAAUACUUUGGAAG